AUGGCUUCAACCCCCCCGUAUCGCCAAAUACGGGCAACAUACACACCCGACACCAUCACUGUCUACCAAGCGUAUAAACGCUCCAUCGCCGAUGCCGCAGUGGAGCACCAGAAGCUCGAUGCCUCUCCAGACUUUCGUCCCGGACGGAUGACUUGGGUCAAGCCCAGCUGGGGCUGGAUGAUGUACCGCGCAGGGUAUUCGUACAAGGACCCCGGGCAAGAGCGCAUUUUGGCGUUACGCAUGAAACACGAGCUUUUCGUAGCGCUGCUCGAGAAGGGCGUGCUGUCUGCGCACACUGAGCGGAUUGGUGGUGGCGGUGGUGAGCAGGGCCCGCGCGAUAAGCCGAGUGAGGUCAGGAUUCAGUGGGAUCCCGAGCGCGAUGAGAGACUGCGGGCUUUGCCGUACAGGAGUAUACAGAUUGGCAUCCCGGCGUCGCUGAGUCAAAAAUGGGCAGAGGAAUGGAUCACUGAGAUUGAGGACGUCACCGAGAAAGCGAGAGGCCUGAAGGCGGUCCUGGAUGAGAGAGGCGACGUCACGAGGGAGGAGCUGGUGGAUAUGGGAUAUGUUCCUGAGGAGAGAGUGUUUGAGGUUAGCCAAGAUAUUAGGGAGAGGUUGGCAAUGGAUCUAGUUGGCUCAUAG
This is a messenger RNA of Metarhizium acridum CQMa 102, 639 nucleotides long. RefSeq lists its product as uncharacterized. The record is from RefSeq and is a predicted model, not a curated record. Lineage: Eukaryota; Fungi; Ascomycota; Sordariomycetes; Hypocreales; Clavicipitaceae.